Molecule: messenger RNA, 540 nt
Organism: Aaosphaeria arxii CBS 175.79
Lineage: Eukaryota; Fungi; Ascomycota; Dothideomycetes; Pleosporales
Exons: 1
Coding region: 24-491 (155 amino acids)
Source: RefSeq, a predicted model, not a curated record
AAACACUCCUUUCAAGACGCAUAAUGAACCAUAUUUCGUGGAUAGACUGCGUCUUUACCGGCCAAGACCUGAUCCUUUCAGUGGCAUACGUCUACCUGUACUGGAAACGUAUGAAGGAAUCCGAGGCAUUUGCUUCCGAGCGGUCGAAAAGACGGGAUGCAAAAACGUUCAAAUUGCUGAUAACUGCUAACAGCAUCGUUCUGCUGCUUGAUGUGGUUCAGAACUUUCUUUUAUGCCGGAAGAUUUACAUUGCGAGAUACAUGUGUUUUCCACUUAUCUGCGCAAUCAAAUUGGAGGUUGAGUUCAUCGUGUUGAACCGUUUGGUCAAGAAUACAGAGAAGAGUGUGCAGUCUCUACAAGUUCCUUCACUCGGCAUUGAAACCUCUGUCGCAGAGGUCAGGGACGCUGAAGCGGGUGAACCGAGAGUAGAGGCUAGACCCAUGGUCACUACGCAAAUUUUGGAUGAGAAAUCCAGGGAUACCGAGCGAUAGUGUUAAGAUCAAGGAAUAACCGUAGGGGUAGACCUAAAGGACCUAGGAU